Messenger RNA from Colletotrichum destructivum, 1201 nucleotides. RefSeq lists its product as uncharacterized. Bases 96 to 1175 code for a protein of 359 amino acids. The transcript is spliced from 3 exons. Lineage: Eukaryota; Fungi; Ascomycota; Sordariomycetes; Glomerellales; Glomerellaceae. The record is from RefSeq and is a predicted model, not a curated record.
AUAUUUCUUGCCAAUCCGGUCCGUCAUCUUAUCUGCCCACUUCACUUGCUUUUCACAUACCCAGCAUCGCCUGUAACCCAUGACCAGCAACAGCGAUGUCAUCCACAGCUUCACUCUAUGUACAAUACAAAAAAGCCGAGGAACAAGCCUUCUGUAAGUUGUUCGCGAACCAGCCCUAUUUUGGCUGGAAGGGCUGGAAGCUCCGACAGUGGCACGAUCACCUGCCUUUGUACUUGAAUCCACAGACAGCAGCCGAGGUGAUCAAGAACAUUGAAACAUCGAUCGAACUACGCAACGGCAUUGCCGAAACGUAUGCAGCAGCUUUGAAAACGUCAAAGGACAGCCGUCAUGAAUAUUUCGUGCAAUUUUUGAACAGCCUUGUUUGCGCCGUGAGACUUCUACCGGCCGGACCGACGAACACUGGGCACGACUACUACCGUGACCAUAAGGCGCAGACAAUCGACACUGAUGAAGAAUCCUUGGGUGACGAGUCCCUUGACGAGGCUGGACCGACGAAUCUUGGACACGAGGAGCCCUGUGAACCUCAGGCGCAGACAGUCGACACUGGUGACGAAUCUUUGGGCGACGAGUCUCUUGACGAUUUGGAUCGAAUCAUGUUCCAGAACGCGGUGCAAACUUUCUCGCUUGAAGCCAGUGAAAACUGGAGGAAAGCUGGUAAAGGGGAACGUCCGUUGUCAGCGGCUUCGAUCAUUUCCAACAUGCAAGCCACAGAGCUUAAGGCCUUCCUGGCCCAAGCUGAGCUGCUUCAUCCCUCGUGGUUCGAGCCGCAGGACUGGGUUUCGUGGCACAUGGAAGAUCCAGCUCUUCACUUUGAACAGCUGAUCUUACCGAUUAUGAAGUCAGGGUUGAAAUUUUCAGACUCACCUGUCGCGAUUCAGCAUUUGGCCGACUCGCAGGCUCCACAGAAAGGGCCAGACAACAAGUCGCUCCACCGUCUCAUCUGGAAGGGUCUUGUUGAUGCUUCCAUGAAAGCGGUGAGAAGAAACGAUGUAAACGAUUCCCGGGAGAUUGUGAAACAGAAGAUUCAAGAAACGCUACAUCUGGGUGAGCAGCAUCGAGCCAUGAUGGAAAUGACCUUGACAUCCGUCAAACCGUCUCGAUGUUUCAGGCAUGGGCUCAGUCAACAUCCGACAUUCUUUCGAUUGGUCAGAUAGCAGAGUUUGCAGAAGUCCAGUCGGUC